UAAGGAAGCGCGUAAUUGAGUGCACCAUUAUCGAAAACUAGAGUUACGCUGUUAGUAGUUGGAGAUUAAUUAUUAUUAAAGCUCAUGGACCCCUAGAGUAUUCUUGGAUGCUGAUGCUGAUAAUAUUGUCUAUCUAUUGCUCAAGAUAUAUAAAUAUUAAAUUCAAUAUAUAAUAAUUUUAAAAAAUGAUAAAAAUAUAAAUGCGAAUUUAUUAAAACAUAAGAAUUAAUAAAGUGACUAAAAAAAUAUAUUAUAAAAUAUAUAAAUAAAUAUAUAAAUUAAUUAGAUUAUUUUUUCAUGAAUCAUGAAAUAAUUAUUUUAUAAUUAGUAGAAUACAUAUUACAUAUAGAUUACAUAUACCGAUUAGAUUACAUGUAGUAUAGUAGUAUACAAAGUGAUGGCAAAAAAUACUGCAACAAAACAAAUUUUUACCUAUCUAUUGGGAGUAUGUGUACCUUCUUCUAAACAAAAUGCUGCUAAAAUACGAGUACGUCAUUUAGAAUUAGAUAACCAUCUUUUAAUGUAUUUUAACAAAUAUGAAUUUGUUUAUGCUCAUGAUCCCGAAAAACUUUGUAAAACAGGUGAUACAGUUUUAAUACAAAAUUUACCAAAAAAAUUAACACGAAUCAUCACUCAUAAAGUUAUUGAAGUUAUUUAUCCUCUAGGAGAUAUUACAGAUCCUAUUACUGGUAAAAAAGUUGUUGCUGGAAAAUAUAGGGAUGAUAUAGAAGAUGAUACUAAACUCUUUGGAGAAUUAAAAUCCAAGUAUAAAUAUGAUGAACUACCAAAAAGAGGAAGCAUGGAAAAUAAACGAGAUUUUACAAGUAAAAAGACAUAUAUGAAAUAUAGCGAUGAUCCAAAAGAUUUUGAUCCAUAUGCUAUAAAUCCAUAAUAUCUGACAAAUGUAUAUUUAAAUAUUAAUAAAUAAUAAUAUACUGAAAA
Apis cerana (Asiatic honeybee) is the source of this 942-nucleotide messenger RNA. RefSeq names its product mitochondrial ribosomal protein S17 (gene mRpS17). Gene Ontology annotation, molecular function: structural constituent of ribosome. The record is from RefSeq and is a predicted model, not a curated record. Gene Ontology annotation, cellular component: ribosome; mitochondrial small ribosomal subunit. Gene Ontology annotation, biological process: mitochondrial translation. NCBI's taxonomy places the organism in Eukaryota, Metazoa, Arthropoda, Insecta, Hymenoptera, Apidae.